Morchella sextelata is the source of this 678-nucleotide messenger RNA. RefSeq lists its product as uncharacterized. Bases 1 to 678 code for a protein of 225 amino acids. Lineage: Eukaryota; Fungi; Ascomycota; Pezizomycetes; Pezizales; Morchellaceae. The transcript has 2 exons. The record is from RefSeq and is a predicted model, not a curated record. Gene Ontology annotation, molecular function: zinc ion binding.
AUGGACCCCUCAAAGACGCAAACCCCUUUAUACCAAGACCCCCAGCCAUCUUCAACAAUUGACCCCUCAAAGACGCAAACCCCCUUAUACCAAGACCCCCACACCCAACCCCCAUCCUACGACUCCUCCUUCCCGAUCCCCGUCUCCAGCGCCUCCUCAGCCCCCUACUCUCCCGCCGCCGUCGACUCCUCCCUCCCGAUCCCCGUCUCCACCGCCACAUCAGCUCCCUACUCUCCCGCCGCCAUCGACCCCUCGGCCAACAUCUACGAUAUUGGCCACGAGCCCCCAAUACCCGUCCGAACCCCGUCGCAAUACGCCCCCGAAUGCGUCCCCGAAUUCGUCCCCGAAUUCGUCCCAGAGCAGCGCCCCCGCAUCAACUCCCACGGGAGCAGCAAGUAUCUCCAUGCAGUCCCGCUACAUAGCCUUACCCGUAGGUCGGCGCCGGUAGAUUGUCCGGUUUGUAAUAGACGCGGGGCGACGAAAUGUACUUCGAAGAGUGGGAACUUUACGCAUGUGUGGGCGGCGGUGACGUGCUCGUUCUCCUGCUUGGGGUGCAUCCCUUAUAUGAUCUCGGGUCUGAAGGACGUGAAGCAUAGCUGUGCGUCGUGCGGGACGACGCUGGCGGUGUGGCAUCGCAGUGGUGGGGGGACGGAUGUGCUUGCGCAUGCGUUGAAGUAG